Stylophora pistillata is the source of this 2470-nucleotide messenger RNA. RefSeq names its product RING finger protein 37. NCBI's taxonomy places the organism in Eukaryota, Metazoa, Cnidaria, Anthozoa, Scleractinia, Pocilloporidae. Gene Ontology annotation, cellular component: nucleus. Gene Ontology annotation, biological process: protein polyubiquitination. Gene Ontology annotation, molecular function: ubiquitin protein ligase binding; ubiquitin-ubiquitin ligase activity. The record is from RefSeq and is a predicted model, not a curated record.
CUUUCGAAGAUGCACGUUAAUUUCCUCCAUCCAUUUUUUAAGCCCAUAGCCGACUGCGAUGUAGUUAGCUCCGAUGGAUAUACUGUCCAAAACCUCGUAAGCUCAGAUUUCAGGGAAAAUUCAAAAGGAUUUUUGGCUGCUCAUUUUAUCAAACCUCCAGCUCUGUUACUCUUUCAACUUCCUUUCCCAGUUCACGUAGAAUCAAUGAUCAUCAAGCCCAAAGUGGGAUCUCAAAUUUCAUCUGGUAUAGCUGUUCUGGUGGCGGGAAUCGCAACAAAAGGCAAUCCUCAUAUGAAAGGCGACAUAACUAACCAUAAAUCGACUGUGUUCUCUAAAAAGAAAAGAAUUAACAUUAACAAUGGCCUCCCUUUGAGCUCAGAAAAAAGGAACAAUUGUCAGCAAACUACAGCCAGAAACUUCCAGAAACUAUCACCCGAAGAAGUUUUUAUCCAUAACCACAAUUAUGAACUGAAUAUUACUCCUACAUCUGUGAAAGGUGAGCAUUCGCACUUUUUCUCACAAGUUGCUUGGCUGACUGACAGAGAAGGUAGAACAUUUCAUUUGGAAAACAGUUUGUUUCAAGAAAGGUUCCCUGUUCAAGGGAUACACCAAGUAGGGGGAUCAGACAUUCAGCAAGGAGAAUUUCAGCGAUUAUCCUAUCUGAGAAAGGUUACUCAUGUGGCAUUAAAGAUUGCACGAUUAAGUGGCUCAAGUGUACCAGCUAUUGGCAAAGUUGAAAUUUGGGGACAACCAUCUGCUUGUUGCCAGCCAGGAGUUUUGGAAUACGCAUCACAAGUCCAGGAAAAAAUUAAAGGAGGAAUACACGGUAAGACUGCUACCACUGAGGAUCAAAAUAUAAUAAAGGCAGAUUCCAAACACUGUAGUUCAAUGCUUGCUACAAAUUGUGGCUGUAACCCCAUUCCAGAUGACUUCAUGGAUCCAAUUACAUGUGAAAUCAUGACAGUACCUUUGUUACUCCCAUCUGGUCACAAUGUAGACUCAGUUACACUUGAAAAGCACAUUAUAGCAGAGAGAACCUGGGGACGAUUACCAUCUGACCCCUUUACUGGAAAAUUAUUUUCAGAAUUUUCCAAGCCACUACCAAAUAGUUCACUUAAAGUAAGGAUUGACCAGUUUCUUCUGUCAUCCGGACUAAAUAAUUCUGUUCAUGGAAGAACAGUUGGAAGGGAGACUAAGUCACCUAGAGAAAGUAAUCAAACUAAGAGUAAAUUACUGAAAGCAAACAAGGGACCUUCAGAAGACUGUCCUACAAAAGCCCAUUCAGGGAGCAAUGAAGUCAGAGGUGUUUGUGAUGAUGUACAUUCAUUCGGUGCAAGAUAUCAGCAAAGAGUUCCAAAUCUCUGUGAGCUCAAGUCGGAACAAAAAGAAGUGGAACUUGGACAUGAGGAGGCAGUUACCAGAAGUCUUGAUUCAGCUGUUAUUCAGACACUCAGUGGACUUCACAAGUUUACAAGAAAUAGAACAGUCAAUCAUGAAAAGCUAACAGUGACACAAUCUUCCACUGAAGAGCUAAGCAAAGGUUUGAGAGCAAGACUGAAGAGGACAGCACCAGAAACUUCAGAGACUUGGAAAAACCACAUCAAGAAGAAACCAACUGUUUUAUGUGUGUCAUGUGAUCAAGAUCUGUCAUCACAGUCCAUAUUUCACUUGCCAUGUCAGCACAGUAUGUGCCGAUCAUGUCUUCUGAAAGAAACACCAAAAAGUGACAAUGAGAGUGCAUGCAAGUUGUGUAAAACUAAGUUUAGGCAAACUGAUAUUGUUCGAGUUCAUCAUGUUUGACAUUCUGUUUCCCUAAACACCCUGCUAAAGGGAUCACUAUGCAACGGUUGCUGCAUUAUGUGAUAGGACCUAGGGUUCUUACCAUGACUUGAAACUGACUUUCCAGACAGGUCAUUUUUCAUACUUUGUUAUUUAUCAGAACUGUCCAGUCAGAGAAGUCAAUUUCUAAAUUUCAACCCCCUCCCCACAAAAAAAGAAACCCUAUAGGGAAUCAUUUUCAUGUGGUCCACUAGUUCCAACUUAAGAUGACGCCCAUAGUUUUCUCUAUCGUACUGUCAACUACAAGUCUAUCUUUCUACAAGAACAGUUGAGACACUUUGAAUCUUAUAGCUCUGUUACUUCUUUCUACCAAAGCAAACAUUACUGAAAUUUUGUCAAGUAGACUUCCAGAUAAAAGAUACAGAGAUGUUUCAGCGAGUGAUGACUUUGAAUUUUAACGAUAGUGGCCUUUCGUUGGUAGAAAGAACGCAGCGAUCAGCCGAAAAUUUUCCGGCAUGGAACAAGCUCGCCUCGCGUGUGGAAACGGAUAACCAGGAUAUCCUAUGACGAAUCUGGCCAUGAACCGUAAGAUGAACAAGUUACAUCAAUGAACACAUGGCAGUAGUCUUCAACAUUAUACGUAACGCAUUUUCUGUCAGGGUGACGGAAAUAAACGACAGCAGAUGUUUCA